This is a messenger RNA of Parastagonospora nodorum SN15, 9195 nucleotides long. RefSeq lists its product as hypothetical. Gene Ontology annotation, biological process: fermentation. The record is from RefSeq and is a predicted model, not a curated record. Gene Ontology annotation, cellular component: membrane. Lineage: Eukaryota; Fungi; Ascomycota; Dothideomycetes; Pleosporales; Phaeosphaeriaceae. The transcript has 4 exons. The coding region runs from base 1 to 9195 and encodes 3064 amino acids.
AUGACGCGCAUCCGCAUCCGCAUCCGCAUCGCGAACCCUGAGCGAGUGAGCAAGCUUGACAGCCGUGACAGCCUCACCGCAGCUUUUAGAUAUCUCUCAGCACGACUGCAAUAUUUGAUGCCUGGCGUGAAGGGUUCGCGCACGGUAUUCCUGGUUGAGCUGCUCAUAUGCGGCAUCCUCACCAUCUUCUUCCUCUUCUACUUCAACCGCCUGUUCGCAACCCUCGUGUCGUACGGUAUACGCGCAUAUACCUGGCGCACCUUCAACGCCUACAUCGACAUCACUUCGCUGCAAAUAUCCCUGCUCGGCGGCCGCAUUUUCUUCAAGGACCUGCGCUAUCACGGCCACAACGAGACGAUACUGGUGCACGGUGGGCACAUCACCUGGAAUUACUGGCUGAGACGAGUGAGAGAUGCCGGCGUCUAUAGCGAUCAGGAGCCUUCCGAGGGCGAGAGUAGCGAGGCGCCUAGUUCUCCGACCAGCCGGCCUGGCAGCCGCAGCAGGAACGUGGAUAAGGCGGAAAAAGGAGGCAAAUCGACGCCCAAGCAGUUGCCAUGUCGCAUAUCAGUCAAGGUGUCCGGGGUGGAAGCCUUCAUGUACAAUCGCAGCCCGGCCUACGACGGCAUUAUCGAAGCAGUAAAACGCAAGACAGGCGCCGGCAAUGACAAAGAGGAGGCCACCGAUGGUUCAGUCACCGACUCCGGGACCCUCCACAAGGACGACGAGCAUCGCCACAACAAGCUGAGGAAGUCCCAAGUCCAAGACGAAAAGGAUGUUCCACGCGCCAACACCAAUCGGUCAACGGCCUCGAUGCCAAAGAAAGCCGAUUUGCCCGCCUUCCUGAGGCUACUUCCGAUUCAUGUCGAGGCAAACAAGGGCGCAAUCGUCGUCGGCAAUGAAAACACACUCGCUGUGAUUACUGCGCAAUUCGAGAAGGCAACAGGCACCCUUGAUGCAGGGCCGAGCGGACCCCUGGAUAUUUAUCAGCAGCUGUUCAACUUUCAGGUUACGCAUCCUGUUGUCCAUAUGAAACCGAACGCGGAUUACAAGACAAGCCAACUAGAUACAGCAGCGCAUAUCAAGGAAGAUGCAGUAUAUGAAGCCGCAGGUACAAGCGCCGCUGAGAAAGCUCGAGCACGUAAGCGACAUAGGCGCUGGCUGUCGUCGCUCCCUUCUUUGUCCGGACUUUUCACCAAGUCUUCAGAUUCCAUACACACCCACACCAAGUCUGGCAAAGAUAAGAGUCAUGGUGGCUUUGCUGCGCAGUGGCAAAUACCGGGUCAAGAGCGCUGGAAGGGCCUGGCACGAUAUCUCGAUGAUAGUGUAAACGAUGGUCAUGGCGAGUGGGAUGGCAUUGAAUACGCGAAGACCUCUUUGAUCGCGGACAUCCCCUGUGUGAAUUUGACCUUCUACUGGGACGUAGCUGGCCCAGUCCCAGAUCAGAUGGACAACAGCCUGAACAUUGACCCUGCCCGCCCCAACGACAUUAAUGGGAGCAUCCCUCCGGACUAUGGAAUGGAUAUCCAGGUCUUUGGGGGCACUAUCAACUACGGGCCUUGGGCAGAUCGUCACCGGGGCAUUUUCCAGAACAUAUUUUUCCCCGGUUCCCAUGUCGAUGCGGUCGUCACUCCACUACUCAAGACAGGCGAAAGCCGUGUACUAUCAGUUUUCAAGCUUUUCCUAAGCAUUGAAAAGGAUACUGUGCUUCGUAUUCCUAUUCGCGAACCAUCAAAAGACUGGAAAUGGAAAGGCAAAGCGCAUACCCUAGCUGCGCACGACAAGUCCGGCGCCGACAAGUCAAAGGGCAAGACAAAAGCACGCAGAAGAAGAGAAAAGCACCGGGACAACGCAGCUGCGCAGAAUGUGCGUCCAUUUGCAUGGAUAGAUGUCAAGGUAUCCGAUAAUUCGUCUGUCAAUUAUGUCAUGGACAUGUACGCUUCCGAGAAAGGUUUCCAGAACAAGCUGGAUGUCGAUAUAGCCAAUACCGAGAUAUCGUCUAGUGUCAAUCACGGCUUGUUAUGGCGCUCGGGCUCCAUUACUCUCGACUGUGAUUUGUCUGCUCCUGUUGCGUGGAACACUUUACGACAAUGGAUGUUCAACGUCAAAUGCAAAGACCUCGAGCUGUUCUUGUUACGAGAUCAUCUGUUUCUCAUGACCGAUCUUGUCGCCGACUGGGGAUCCGGUCCGCCACCCGAAUACUUCCUAUUCGUACCUUUCAAGUACCUCCUCAACGUGGACUUCACAAACUUGAAGCUGUACCUCAACACAAAUGACUCCAACAUCGUUAACAAUCCAGCCGAUCUCGAAGACAACAACUUUGUCAUCUUGUCUGGUGAGCGACUUCAUGGUGAUGUAGGCAUACCACUGGAUAAAUAUCGGCCACUUCAAAAUGAAAUCACCUUUGAUGUUAAGGGACACAACAUGGCUCUAGAGGUCCUUAUGCCACCAAAGAACACGCUCAAAACUUUCGUCCAUUCACCAAAUGUGGCUCAGCUUGGCGGGAUGACCUUGACUGGAAGCCAUACGCUCAUGACAGAAACCUCCCCAAUGAAUACUGAUCGGUUGUUCAUGGACAUUCAGGGCCAUCGCCUGAAUCUCGAAUUAUAUGGAUGGCUGGUGCACCACUUUAUGAAGAUCAAGGACAACUACUUCGGAGACGACCUGCACUUCAAAACGCUGGAGGAAUUCCAAGGCCUUCCGAGUGUGAGUGUUGCAGCAGAUGGUUCUGAGCCAAACGGAGAACACUCCAAGUUGACGAAUGAUCUUGAUGUGAUUCUUUGCGUUUCUGCCGACGAAGUUAGCGUCCUUUUGCCGGCCAAUCUGUACUCGGCUGAGCGCAGCAUUCGAGCUGAUCUGCCCUAUGCAUCUGCAGAUUUGAGGUUCACUAAUUACUACAUGGAUCUGAUGGUCAACUUCAGUCCCAUUAACAUUGCACUAGGAGGAUCUGUUUCCAGCCUGGAGGCUUCGAAGGAGUUCACUGGAAGCCGGACCGAGCUCUUUUUAGAUUCUACAGUCAUCUUCGGACAUCGUUUAUUCGGCCUUCCUCCAACAGAACCGACUUAUGUUUGCAGUUGGGAUUUCGACGUCGGCAAGAUAUCUGGCGAAUGUACGUCAGAGUUCAUUGAGACUGCAGCUGGCGCCGCUCGCUCAUUUGCUUUCACAUUCGAAGACGAUGAGAAUUCUCUCCCUUUGACAGAGAUUGAGAUCAUCCAUGAUGUCACAUAUCUCAGGCUGAGAACUCAUGAUAUUCACGUCUGGAUGCAUGUCGCUCAAGAAGCCUUGCUUAUAAGGACGGAUGCCAUAUCGCUCGACUUCAACGAUCUAGCGGGACAAACGUUCUCUGAGCGUCUCAGUGCGUGCGUACCGAAUCUGACCAUCGCUGGUAUCAACGCGAGUUCUGCGUCGCGCCUCAGGACGCGGAGCAGCGAGAAGUCAGCAAUCGAAACACACGCUUUUCUGCAGACAACUUUGUCAGUAAACAUGCUGACACGCAAGCUCGACUUCUCCGAAGAACGCAACAAGCAUGAUGGGGUCACCUUCAACGACGUUUCUACCAAGCACUUGGACGAAUCCUUCACACAUACCAGUCUAUUGAUCAGCGCAGAACCGGGCAUUCGUGUGUUUUGCACACCUGAAUUUGUCAACUGCAUUUCGAGUCUGAUUGAGCUCAUUCAACCUCAACGUCCAGAAGACUUAUUAGAUGAUUUCCAGAUCAAGGUCAUGACAAGAAUACUCGAGAACCGGAACAGAUUAGAGGGUAAAGGUAGCUCACUCGAGUUCAACGUCAGGAUACCUUUUACUCAUAUCCGAUUUCAACACGGAUUUGAGUCACCAUCAAUUGGAGGCAAAGACCAAUAUGAUAUCAUCCUCAAUAGGUGGCGUGCAUCUGCCCGUAUCAAGAAGCACCCUGGAAACCGAGCUGAACGUAGUUCCCAAAGUACCAACCAGGAUGUGGCCAUCCAAGCCGAGAUCAGUGAUGUUCUUGUCUGGAUGUUACAGAACAAAGCAACAUCGAUCAACAUUUCCUUUCGAUCAUUUGAGACGGCGGCUGCAAGCAAGAAAGUUGACUAUCUCGCCUCGCUCAUUCACCGAACCACCAUCCUUGGAGACGAUCUCGUCACCCGGUUUGCGCAAGCCGAUCACCGACAGCAGUGCCGACUACGCUACCUGGCAUGGUACCUGACCAGCGUGCAGGAUCAAUACGCUGAUCCAGACUUCCUCAUAAAGGCAUCGUACGCCCUGCGUGCAGCGAGAGACCAUUUGCGAAGUCACGAUUCAUGGAAGAUCAUAUCUCGUUUCCGCUAUACGUGGCAGUGCCUUCCGGAGGCUGACAAGGACUCGCUCCUAGAAAAAUGCACUCAGGAUGUAAUUGGGUGUCCAGAAGACGCUGAAGAAAAGAUCAUCGGCAUGUGGGAUCAGUGGCGCACCUGGGAUCUGGCUCAUGUGGAGAAAAGUCUCGCAAUGAGAUUGCUAUUUGAUCGUCUGGAGGACCGUCUGCCGACGCCUGAUUCUGCACCUCUACAUCUCGACCUCAAAUCCGCAAUGAUCAAGGUCGUUGUCGACCCUGGACCACGACAGAGUGAAGUAGCAUUACGCAUGUUAGCUAUCAAUGUUGCACUGCUACCACCCACAGAUCCAUCUGGACUCAUGCUAGUUGAGACAGAUAGUCCCAGGAGGUCUAUACUUAUCCAAGCUAACUCGCGAGAGGCUACCAUCCACGUCCAGUGGGAGAUAUGUGAACUCGCCGAGGCAUUGUUGGAACUGUUCCACAAAGAAGACUUGUCGACCAAGAAGGCAAUCCCAUCUAAACCAUCAAAUCUUGCCCAAAGCAUUGUUCGUGUGAUCGACCAAGACAUCCAGGCUAUAUUCGUAGCCGAAAAAGCGCAAAUCAUUUUGGAUACCAUCAACCUCCGAAGCAUCACUACUGGCCGCCAUAUGAGAUUCGCCUUUACGGACGAGGACCGGAAGGGCUCUGGUCAGGGUGAAAUCCUGAGUGCACACGUUCACAUGGAAGAUGCUGUGAGUGAGCUUGUCUGUCGGGGUCGCUCGUUGGCGAAAACACAGUUCGAAGAACCGAGCUUGUCCGUCGCACUCGUUGAACACGAGAAGGACAGUUCGAUUCCCAACGAAAUCAAAGCCGCCGCUGCAAGUCGCAUGAUCAACGUCAAGGUCAACGAGGACGUGCUUGGCUUCAUCGAGGCAGCCGACUCAGUGCUCAGAGACGAGGUUGCUUACUUUAUCCGGCAAUCAGAGGCUAUCAAGAAGAUGACAAGCCAAAAGGAAGCGGAUGUGAAACCGGCGACCAGUCCAUCGCAACUACCGAACAUUACACUCGCUCUGUUCAUGGACGCGUAUCUUGUCGAGCUUGCGCUACUUCAACCAUUGGGCUGGUCAAUCUCCGGGUCAUCUGGACGUAUAGCAGUGGUACCUGCUCUUGGAAAGAACGUUACCCUACAAGUCGAUUAUGAUCUUGAGGCGAGCUAUCAUAGGAUGUAUAGCACGUCUAUGGAUGGGUCCAAUGUGAUCAGCACCAUCAAACUGCCACCUGUCAACGGACGUUUAGCAGUUACCCAAACAGAGCAAGAAACACGUAUUUUUGCCUCCGGCAUCAUCGAGACUGUUCAACUUCAGGCUUCUGAGCUCCAGGCUCUCGCAAGUACUAUCAACAAACCGGAAUUUUCGCACAUGGUUCAAGCUGUCCAAGACGAUGUAGGGGUCUUGAAAACCCACAUCGAGGAGAUCUUCCCGACUGCCACUGAGUUGCCCGUUCUUGAUGCUCCCAGUCCAUCGCGGGAAAUCCUAUUCGGUGUCCAGAUGACUUUGUCUGGGGUACACAUCGUGGCAAGUGCGCCAGGCCGGAUGCUCGACUCACCAACUGCUAAUCUCACUUUGCGGCUGUCAUCCGUUCAGCUCAAGGCAACCAACAUUGAUCCAGACGACGGGAUUAUGUUGUACUCGGAAGCGACGGUACGCUUGAAUGAAGUCAGUGUAGCCCUAGUAUUAACUGAUUCGCAAUCAACACGGCGCUGUGGAAAUCUCACGUUCGGUGCAAUCUUCCAAGCGACUACCGAGAAAGACUCUGAGCCCAUCCGUAGACUGUAUCGGGUGCACAGUACGGGCUUGGAGGUCAAUAUAUUUGCAGACACUGCAUCGGCGGUGGUGGAUGUCAUGAACCAUCUGCAAGACAAGAUCAAGGACUUGGAUCUGUCGAAAGAGAAGAAGUAUCUGCGACGGCUUCGACACACGAAGAGUAGAGUGUCACACAGACGAGCCAAGAGCGUCAAGAGCGAGGCAGACGUUGACGCCGACGAAGAUAGUGUCGACUCGGGUGCCCUCUUUACGUCCACCUAUUCACUGGAGCUGCUCGACUUGCAGAUCAGCUGGAUCGUCGGAAACUCCAUCGCACCGUUCCCACGAAACGAGAACGAAGAUCUCGUUCUAUCCUUCAGAAAGAUCGGCCUGUCAACCCACAGAGAUGAUGCGGCACGUUUGCUCAUCGAGAACAUGCAGCUGCAGAUGGUGCCCAUCUCAGCCAGCAAAAAGAAGCGGUCGCUGAACUCUGCCUUGCUUCCCAUGAUGGUGUUCAACGUGGCUUACGCUUCGACGAAGGAGACCCGAAAUGUCGCGUUCCAGGCAGCCGGAAAAUCACUGGAUCUCCAGCUGGACUCUCACUUCAUUAUCCCGGCGAACAUUAUCGAAAGAUCGAUCGCUCUAGCUGGCCAAAAGUUCCGCAAAGCAUCUGCCAACUGGAAAAUGACACCCACCACGACUGGUGCUCAGCGGAAGAAUCCAUUUGGCAACAAGCGGUUUGCCUCUGUGACAGUUGACGCCAAUUUUGCUGGUGCUGUCGUGCACAUCAAUGGAGGAGACAGCUCGCCCACACAGAGCUCCUCCAGUCGAGCGCAGCAGAAAGGAAGAUACAGUCAAUUCGUUGGCGAUGGUACUGCGAGUAGUUUGGCUUUGCGCGCCCCUGGUGUCGCGAUUCGCAUCGAGUAUCAAGACGAUGGACGUGAUCCUUCUUUGACUGCCGAGGUGCGUGUGGAUGGAUCGAGCAACACCUUAUUACCGACUGUAGUGCCUAUCAUGAUAGAUAUAUCAGAGAGUAUCAAGGCAGUCGUGCGUGAGAAGGACGAAGCAGAUUCCCCAGCUUCGUCAGACCAGUCAACAACACAGGCCAAGUCGGUAAUCAAAUCUGUCGAAGAAGAUAGCAACAUCAUGGCUGCAGAUCCAUCGGCUAUACUCGGUCGCACAAGUCUCAACCUUGGUCUCCGAAUCUGCAAGCAAGAGUUUAGCUUGAGCUGCCAGCCUAUCGCACGUGUGACGGCUAUUGCUAAGCUUGAGGACAUCUAUGUCACGGCAAACAGUGUCAAGUCUCAGGAACAUGGUCACUUCUUCGCUGCUUCUGCUGCGUUCGAGAAGCUUCAGGUCACGGUUCAGCAUGUGUAUUCGCGUGAAUCGACUUUCGGACUGGACGUGGAAUCAAUCGUGCUGUCGCUAAUGAACAGCAAGCAUCUCAGCGGCACCAGUGGUAUUUCAACCAUACUGAAAAUCAACCCCACGACCAUGCAGAUCAACGCUCGACAAUUGCAAGACUUCCUGUUGUUCCGAGAGAUCUGGUACCCACCUGAAAUACGACAAUCGUCCAAGCCUCCUACAGAUGGCGCGGAUUCUGAACCGCAGGACUACCUCAUUCAACGUUACGAACAGGUGACAGCAGCAACCGCUUUCCCAUGGAAUGCCAAUGUAGCAAUUGCGGAUAUCAAGGUCGACUUGGACUUGGGCCAGGCCAUUGGGAGGUCCUCGCUGCACAUCAACAACAUGUGGGCGUCGUCGAAGAAGAACACAGAUUGGGAGCAGAAUCUUUGCAUUGGAGUGGAGAAGAUAGGAGUCGAAAGCACAGGCCGGACAAGUGGGUUCGUUGAACUGCACGGCAUCAAGGUUCGAACAUCAAUCAGCUGGCCAGAACAAGCACCAAAUACCCGCCGGACACCUUUGAUCCAGGCCUCGAUCGCAUUCCAGCAACUCCGCGUCAAAUCAGGUUUCGAUUAUCAAGCCUUCCUGAUGGCAGACAUUGCCGAUUUUGGUUUCCUGAUGUACAACGUUCGCCAAGAAGGGCUUAAUUCACAGGAUCGUCUGGUGGCCAUCCUUGACGGUGGAAAGGUCCACGUUUUCUGCCACGCUACGAGCGCCGCGCAAGGACUUGCACUGUACCAAGCGAUCGAAAGACUGGUGCAAGAGAAUCAACAAGCAUACAGACAAUCUCUCCGGGAUAUUGAGAAGUUCCUGCGCCGAAAGUCCUCUGCUGCAACACCCUUCACCCGUUCGCCAUCACAAAGUAUGAUUGCAGCCAAGGCAGACGAAGACUCCUUCAAAGCGCCAAUAUCACUCCACACCGACGUCGUCGUCACGCUGCGCUCUAUAAAAUUCGGCGUCUUCCCCUCCACCUUCAUCGACAGCCAAAUCCUCCUCCUCUCCGCCGGUGACAUGCAAGCCCGCUUCGCCGUCGCCCUUGACGACCGCAAAAUCCACUCCACGCUCGGCAUGACGCUUGGCCAGCUCAGCGUCGCUCUCUCCGCCAUCCCAACCCCCAAAACCAGCAAACCCGUCACCGACCUCACCGUCGCCGACGUCUCCAGCAGCGCCGCAUCCGCCCGCGGCGGCACCAUCCUGCGCGUUCCCAAAGUCGUCGCCACAAUGCACACCUGGCAAGUGCCCCGGUCCAACCACAUCGACUACCUGUUCAAAUCCUCCCUCGAGGGCAAAGUCGAUGUCGGCUGGAACUACUCCCGCAUCUCGUACAUCCGCACCAUGUGGUCCAACCACUCGCGCACCCUCGCCUCGCGCCUCGGCAAACCCUUGCCCGAAUCAAACAUCAAAAUCAGCACAUCCCAAACUCUGCCCGAGCGCGCGGAAGAAUCAACAUCCAGACCCAGAGCGCAAAGCGAUGCCGGCCAGGAGAAAAUCACGGCCGUGGUUAAUGUCCCCCAGAGCAAGUACGAGUAUACCCCUCUCGAGCCGCCGCUCAUUGAGACGCCGCAGCUCAGGGAUAUGGGCGAGGCGACGCCCCCGCUGGAGUGGAUUGGGUUGCAUAGGGAUCGCUUGCCCAAUGUAACGCAUCAGAUUGUUAUUGUGACGUUGUUGGAGGUGGCGAGGGAGGUGGAGGAUGCGUAUGGGAGGAUUUUGGGGAAUUCGUAG